Messenger RNA from Branchiostoma belcheri (Belcher's lancelet), 2895 nucleotides. Its product is annotated as organic cation transporter protein-like. Gene Ontology annotation, molecular function: transmembrane transporter activity. The record is from RefSeq and is a predicted model, not a curated record. Gene Ontology annotation, biological process: transmembrane transport. Lineage: Eukaryota; Metazoa; Chordata; Leptocardii; Amphioxiformes; Branchiostomatidae. Bases 199 to 1923 code for a protein of 574 amino acids. Gene Ontology annotation, cellular component: membrane. The transcript is spliced from 10 exons.
GGCUGAGCGGCAUUGCGUCAUUUGCAAAGCGAAAACCGGUGCAAACCGGCUAGAGGGGACCAUAGACAAUCUGACAAAGGAUCCCCGGGCCUCUAUUGUAUUUCUGUCAGCUGAUCCGCUGAACACGGACCUACAUUUUAAAUCGCCGUAUUUCAUUCCAAGCGUUUGCAACAGCCAAAAAACCCUGCCGCACCAAACAUGGAGUACGACACAAUCCUCUCCGACUAUCUCGGAGAGUUCGGCCGGUUUCAGAAGCUGACUGUUUUCGGUUUGGCAAUCCUUGCAACGCCAGUCGGCAUGCACGUCAUGGCCAUGGCCUUCCUCGGCGCCGUGCCGGAGCACCACUGCCAGCUUCCCGGGGACGCCGCCGCCGCAACCCCGCCGCACUUGGCGGCUCUGCCUGGCGACCUCGCGCCGACCUGGCUGGAGUACAUGCACACGCUCAACCACAGCAUCCCGCUAGAACUGGACGGUAACGGGGAAUGGACGCACAGCAAGUGUGAGAGGUACAGUCACAAUAUCACGGCAGGCGAUCUGGACCCGCUACCUCACAACAGAAGCAAACUACAAUGCACAGAAGGCUGGGUGUACGACAAGACCAUCUACAGUAGCAGUGUUGUUACGGAGUUCGACUUGGUGUGUGACCGAGCCUGGCUCAGGGAGCUUGCGCAGGCUAUGUACAUGCUGGGGGUCAGCUUUGGAGCAAUGUUCUCAGGGGCCCUGUCUGACAGAUUCGGUCGGAGACCAGUUCUACUCGGCUGCCUCGUCCUCCUACUGAUCUUCGGAGUGUCGACAGCCUUCGCCACGCACUACGUCAUCUUCGUGAUUCUUCGGUUCUUCGUCGGGGCUGUGGCCGUCGGCCUGUACUACGCCGUCUUUGUACUAGGUAUGGAAGUUUUAGGCCAAUCCAAGCGCACGAUGUACGGUAUGGUGGUGACGCUGUUCCUGGUGGCUGGGUACAUCGGGCUCGGCGUCUUCGCCUACCUGACUCGUGAUUGGGUGAAACUUCAGCUGGCCAUUUCCGUUCCUGUAACAGUGUUCCUGACCUACUACUGGUUUGCACUGGAGUCACCUAGAUGGCUACUUGCCAAUGGAAGGACGGAAGAGGCCAGGGAGGUCAUCGACCGAGCGGCCAAGAUCAACGGGGUCGAAAUCCCAGAAAAGGUCUACGAGCUCAUGAACGAUAAUGUCCACAUCAACCGGGAUGACUGCUCGUACGAGAAGGUUCAGAGAGUGUACAAUGUCUUGGACCUCGUGCGCACACCGAACAUGAGAAAGAACACAUUCAUCGUUGCCUUCAGUUGGUUCGUGUGUACCGCUGCCUACUACGGUCUAAGCCUAGGCUCUGCAGAGCUCCCUGGCGAUCCGUACCUGAACUACAUCCUAAGCUCUUGCACUGAGAUCAUCGCCAUACUGGUGGCCUGGGCCACUAUGGACAGGUGGGGGCGGAAGCCUCCUACUAUCGCUUCCCUCAUUCUAGCAGGGCUUUCCUGUGGAGCAACAGCCGGUGUACCCAAAGAAUUGUGGAUGGUAUCCACGGGCCUAGCCAUGGUAGGCAGGUUCGGCGUCAGCGUGGCGUUUGACAUCCUACCUCUGUACUCUGCCGAGAUCUUCCCAACCGUCGUCAGAAAUAUGGGCAUCGGUGCAGUAUCAAUGCUAGCUCGAGCUGGGGGCAUCCUAGCUCCGUUUGUGACUCUACUGGGGAAGUCCUGGGCGCCCCUCCCUCUAGUCAUCUUCGGCAUCAUGUGUUUCCUGGACGGGGUCGCCAUCUUGGCCAUGCCCGAGACCCUGGGGGUGCCACUGCCCGACACGCUGGAGGAGGCCGAGAACUUGGGGAGUACGCUUGCGCAAACUGUGGACAAGGUGGUGCCCGACCCUGCGGAGGAGAAGACAGAGGUUUUGGACAUCGUCACGUCGGUAUGAGACCCUGGUGUCACGUCGGUAUGAGACACCGUGUAUGAGACCCUGGAAUCACGUCGAUGUGAGACCAAUGCCAAGAGAUAUUACCAGGGAUUCUAAUAUGACGGCAGCAUCAGAUCGCAAAUUGGAUCACAGUUUAUGAAGCCGUUGGAUGAGACUAUGGAGUAAAAUCCGACUGGUAAAUUUGGAUGUUUCUGGAAGAUCAGUGAUAUCGCAAUAUAAUGGAAAUACUAUGUAUAUCCAUAUUUGAGUAUUAGGGUGUUACGACUUGUCCGUCACGGACUAUUUGUCAACUUCCACGCCCUUUCUUUUCGUUUUCCCAUUGGAUUUUAUACUUGUUUUCUUAUUUUUGUAUUUCCUAGGGGCCGUUGUUGUCAUUCUCAUCCCAUUUCAGGAUGUUACAAUUAGGUUGUGUUAUCACGUCUCUGUGAGACGUAAACGCUAUGAGAGGGAUCUACUAUGUCUAUGUGUAGAAUGUAGAAUUUAUGUGGCCAAUAGAAAAUGUAUCUGCCAGGUACAUAACGUACUUUUCCCGGGAAAAACGUAUUAUGUCAGAGACAUCUAGGUAUGAUCCAGAUGUAGACAAAAAUAACUGUUGAAGCAAUAGUUUUGUAUACUUGUCUUUGAAUUCCCUUCUUGGUCUUAUAUUUUUAAACUUUGUAGAUCACUUGUAACUCUACCUUGUGCGUGUGAAUGGACAUUCUACAGAAUACGGAUGGCAUCAAUGUGUUAAGCUUAAGUAGCGUCCUAAUCAAAUGUCAUACGACGGCAAAAGGGUGCUAAAAUACAUGUACAGAUGUACUUACUAUGUAUCCAGUACUUGAAUAGGAGCAGAUGCUGCAUUUAACUGUAAAUAUUCUGCUCAUGAAAGUUUACAAAAAGAAAUGCAUUUAUAGACUGGUGCAAUUGUUGUAGACAUGCAUGGGCAUGGCUUUCGCUGCUGAUAGUGUACUCUAUACAAGGAAGACGGUUCUG